CUAGCAGUUGACAUUUCAAUGCUAUUUGUUCGGUCACUGCGUUUACAGAUGAGUUACCAAUUUUUUUCAGCGGCCCGUUACCACAUACACACUAUAGUUUAGCAUUCUACUGUGCCACAGGUUACAAACAUGUGCAUUUACUAACCAGACUUUACUGGUCACGCCCCUAACCGGAACAACGGGAUAGCAAAUAGUAACUUUUCAGGGAAACGGAACACGAUCAUAAUAAUUUUAACCUGUCAUUUCUAAUUUUCCACUGUUUGUUUUUAACAAUUUUAAAUUAAAGGUUAAUUUUGUUUUGAAAAAUCAAUUUGUUCAAAUAUGGUAUUUAGAAGAUUUUUCCACCCUCGCCAUUUUAAUCAACUUAGGAACUAUUGUGGAAGAAAAACAGAUUCCAAAUCUCCAAACAUUGAUUCCUUUAAAACAAAACCAGACACAUUCAGUAGACUUGGAGACGAUGGAACUUCAAAAAUCAUUAACGGAGAUGUAUUACCCAAAGACAGUCAAAUAUUCAAUGCUAUUGGAGCAACAGAAGAACUUUUAAGUUAUUUAGGGUUAGCAAGGGAACAUGGUCAACAAUCAGAACAUGAAUACACAGAUAAACUCAAACGAAUUCAGACAAUAAUAAUUGAUAUUAGUACGGCAAUUUCCCGAUCUAACAAAUCAACUAUACCUCUAGCAUAUACUAAAGAACUAGAAGACUGGAUUCAUGAGUAUUCUAAACAGUUACCUGCACCAGAGCAAUAUAUAAUACCAGGGGGAGGAGUAGCCAGUGCAUCAUUGCAUGUGGCUAGAGCUAUAUGUCGUAAAACUGAGAGAAUAAUAGUACCGCUGGUGAGACAAGGUACUUUGGAUAAGGAGGCACAAAUUUACCUCAAUCGUUUGUCAGAUUUUCUAUUUACAAUUUCCCGGGUAGCUGCCAAACAAGAUCAGCGUGUAGAAAGUAUAUAUAUCCCCAAACCGGAUGAAAAAAUUCAAGCUCAGUAAAUAUAUUUUCUAUCAAGUAAUUGCGUCAGAUUGUUUGCUUGUAAAAGUUGUAUGUGAGCUUUCAUUAGUAAAUCAAAAAUAAUGUUGAAGGGAAUAGAGUUAGUUUGAAAUUAUUUCAUUUUUAUUCUCUUCACACCCUUGAUAGGGGAGCUAGAUAAGUUGAUAAAUUGCUUCAAGUAUUGCAUUUUACUUAUAAGUUUUUUAACAAUUAAUUUUUUUAGGGUAUUAUGCCUUUUGAGAGAAAAAUAACUGGCCAAUUUCCAAUCAUUGUUAGCAAAAAAACGUGUUUUAGAGUGUAUAUAUCAUGUAAGGAACUGAUGAAUGUUAUUCGUUAUGUAAUUAAAUGAAUAAUUAAAA
Molecule: messenger RNA, 1344 nt
Organism: Leptinotarsa decemlineata (Colorado potato beetle)
Lineage: Eukaryota; Metazoa; Arthropoda; Insecta; Coleoptera; Chrysomelidae
Product: corrinoid adenosyltransferase MMAB
Molecular function (GO): corrinoid adenosyltransferase activity
Source: RefSeq, a predicted model, not a curated record